Mitosporidium daphniae is the source of this 339-nucleotide messenger RNA. Its product is annotated as putative conserved secreted protein. NCBI's taxonomy places the organism in Eukaryota, Fungi, Microsporidia. The transcript is spliced from 2 exons. Gene Ontology annotation, molecular function: peptidyl-tRNA hydrolase activity. The record is from RefSeq and is a predicted model, not a curated record. Bases 1 to 339 code for a protein of 112 amino acids. Gene Ontology annotation, cellular component: mitochondrion; cytosol.
AUGACUAAGGGAAAAGUGGCGGCACAAUGCUGCCAUGCUGCCCUUGCAGCAUAUCAAGCAGCACUUCGCCAACGCCAGUCGGAUCUCCUCCAAAUGUGGGAGAGCCAGGGUCAGCCGAAAAUUACUCUUCGUGUGCGAGACGAAGCAGAAAUGCUACAGAUCCGCGACGCAGCACGUACUCAUUCGCUGAUUACAGCAAGUGUGAAGGAUGCAGGACACACACAAGUGGUUCCAGGUACACGCACGGUGCUUGCAAUCGGUCCAGGUAUGCAUUGUGCCUCACGUGUAGGCCCUACGCCAGUUAUUGAUUAUCUGUGCGGCCAUCUUAAACUCUACUGA